AUGGGGGGUGGUGGUGGUGGGAUGGGAGAGUUCCCUGGGAAUGGCACCGCGUCUGGCCCCGGAGGCGCUCCCAGCGGUAGUCCAUUCCGCCGUCGUGCAGCCAGCUCUGCAGACGCCGAGUCUGCUCCCUACUCCUCCAACGCAGACGACAAUACCAUCCACGAGACAUACCUAUGGCCAUUCUACGACGCGGUCAAGAACGGCCUCGGCGCCGUCAUACCCUCAGGACGGAAGCUCGGGUUCCAGGGGAUGGUGUGGCUCGAUGUGAACGGGCAGAGUACGGCGCAGGGGUCCGCCCUCGGCGGCGAGGACUACGGGUCGAGCAGUAUCUGGAGCAUGGAGACGAUGCAGGCUCUCCUGGCGAAAGGGACGCUUUCGCAGGCUCGCUUAGACGACAUGGCCAUCCGGAACGUCAUUGCGCAUUACCAUGUCGGUCUCGACGACGGCCAGCAGCCCGAGGCCCAAGCCACAAACGCGCACGUCGACGUGCGCGCAAACCACUCGGCGCUCAUCCGCGCCAACGGCGCCAAAUCCCUCGCCCUGCUGAAAAACACCAACAACGCCCUCCCGCUCUCCAAGCCCCGCGUGAUGAGCGCCAUGAACGUCCAGGGCUCCGGGCCCACAUGCCAGGGCCACCUGGCCAGCGGCACGGGGUCCGGCCAGGCGUCGCUCCCCUACGUGAUCGACCCGCACAUGGCGCUGAGCAUGCGCGCCGCGCCCGAGGGGACGAUGCUGCGGUGGAUCAUAAACGAUACGUAUAGUUCGAGCGGAUCGACGCUGAUUGCCAGCGAUGCAACCAGCACGUCUGGGCAGGUGACGUUUGAGAACUACGCGACGGGGUCGGAUGUGUGUAUGGUGUUUUUGAAUGCGCUUUCCGGGGAGGGUGCGGAUCGCGCGGAGCUGUAUAAUGCGGAUCAGGAUGCGAUGGUCAAUACCGUUGCGGAUAACUGCAACAAUACGGUUGUUGUUGUUGUCAAUGCGGUUGGGCCGAGGCUUGUGGACCGCUGGAUCGAGCAUGAGAAUGCCACGGCGCUUCUCUAUGGGUCGGUUCUGGGCCAGGAGUCGGGGAAUUCGAUUGUGGAUGUUCUGUAUGGGGAUGUUAACCCGUCCGCAAGGUUGACGUAUACCAUUGCGAAGAAUGAGAGCGACUAUAAUGUGGAACUGUGCUAUACUGCUCAGUGCGACUUUACCGAAGGCGUCUACCUCGACUACCGCCACUUUGACGCCCAAGAUAUAACCCCGCGCUACCCCUUCGGCCACUGCCUCUCCUACACAACCUUCGCCUAUAGCUCGCUGGUCGUAAACAUCCACCCCUCCGUCCCGCGCACACCACAAGGCACGGCCUCCGUGGGCGGGCCCAGCGACUUGUGGGACACGGUCGGAACAAUCUCUGCGCGAAUAACGAACAACGGCACGUGUGCUGGCGCCCAGGUUCCGCAGCUGUAUCUUUCUUUCCCUGAGGAGGCGGGGCAACCUGCUAGGCAGCUGAGGGGGUUUGAGAGGGUUUAUCUUGAAAGGGGGGAGGAGGGGACGGUGAGGUUUGAGUCGACGAGGAGGGAUGUUUCGUAUUGGAGUGUGGAGGCGCAGGAGUGGGUUGUUGCGGCUGGGAAAUACAAGGUGUUUGUUGGGGCCAGUUCGAGGGAUUUCAGGCUGUAG
Molecule: messenger RNA, 1656 nt
Organism: Aspergillus calidoustus
Lineage: Eukaryota; Fungi; Ascomycota; Eurotiomycetes; Eurotiales; Aspergillaceae
Source: the annotation of a GenBank genome assembly